AUGCAUCUCAAGUUCAUCGCUCUUGGAGGUCUUGCCACUUCAGUGGCAGCUUCUGCUGUCCCGGCACUGGGCUACGAGCGCAAGCUUCUCUUGGACGCGCUUGCCAAACGUCAAACUUCGACAAGUGGCUGCUCAGGCGAUGAUGCUCCGGCAGUCGAGGCUCCAAAGGCCAAUGUUUGGGCUCCCAUCAGCGCACAAGACAACUUCGAUGUCUGGACCCUCUUGCAUGACCCGGCCACGGGUCUGAACUUGACCGAUCCUGCCGAUGCUGUUGUCACCGACAACUACGUCUUCUGGAUCGACACUCUACCUGUCAAUAAGACCGACGUUCUGCCGUACCUUGACGGUGACGGCCCCCUUCCACCAAAGUAUGCUCGUGCAAUCAUCUUUGAGGGAGGCAAGGAGGUUCCUGACUCCCAAGAAUACUACAUUGGACCCCUUCCUGUUUCCAGUGAGACGACAGUACAGAAACUCGACUACAUAUACAACGGUGGAUCUGGUGGUUCAGUCCCCUUCGAUGCCCGAUCUCUCGACGGACCAAAGAAUGCUGUCGUCAACCCACUGAUUGCUUCUGCCAUGGGCAACAUCUCCGAUAUCACUGAAGCUUUGUUCGAUGGCGCUGCUUUCUUCGGAGCGGGAAAUAACCGAACCACUUUAAGCUAUUCCGCGGGCACUCCAGUCUCAUUCGACGGAACCCAAGGCUUCCGAAACAUCAUGUUCCGAUAUGCUGGUUCGGGUACAUACUUGGUGCCGAUCGAUUUCUUUCUUCUUCUUAACUGUUCCGGAACUGAUCCCUCUCACUAUUCCGUCAGAGGCUAUGUCACCAACUCGCAAUUCUUUCCCGAUGAGGCUUCGCUCAGAGAAGCCUUUGAGGCUGGUACUCUUGCUCAAGAGUACACCCAAACACGAGAUCAAUCAUGGACUCAAGUCAACCACAAGCCUGAGCAGGGGACCCGCGAGCUCGAGGAAAGAUUCGCCCCUACCAGUCUCGAACUGGGGGGUAAGCGCUAUGCGAUCGACGCAGAAGCAAAAUACGUUGAAUACUUGGGAUUCUCUUUCUAUGUCUCCUUUUCCCGAUCAUUAGGCAUUAUGUUCUACGACAUCAAAUUCAAGGGAGAAAGAAUCAUCUACGAGCUUUCAAUGCAGGAGGCUUUGGCCCAAUACGCAGGCAAUCAGCCUAAGGCUGCAAAUACCGUGUAUCAUGAUACAUACUACAGCAUGGGGACAGAUCUCGCCACCUUGCUCGAAGGAUUCGAUUGUCCGUAUGGCUCUACCUUCUGGAACGUCUCAUUCCACACACGCAAUGCCACAACUGUCAAUCAAGACGCUGUCUGCAUUUUCGAACACGACACCGGUUAUCCCCUUUCCCGGCAUCGCUAUGGCAGCAGUGCUGGUAAUUACCCGUUCAGCGCACUCGGGGUGGUCAAGGGAGCCGCUCUAACCCUUAGAUCUAUCGCUACUGUGGGUAACUACGACUACAUGUUUGAUUACGUAUUCAUGGGCGAUGGCUCUAUUGAAGUUAUAGUGCGCGCUAGCGGUUUCCUACAAUCUAGCUUUUAUUAUCCGGAUCAAGGGAAAUUCGGACCUCGGAUUGCGCCCGCAACACAAGGAUCCUUCCACGACCAUAUCCUCACGUGGAAAGCCGAUUUCGACAUCAUAGGCGUUGAAAACAGCUUCGAGAGAACUGAUCUCGUUGUCGUCAAUCAAACCCAACCCUGGUUUCCGCACCUUGGUGAAUUCGAGCAAAUGGAACUCAACGCUAGCUACGUUGAGACGGAGACUACUCUGGAUUGGGCGCCAAACAAUCAAGCAAUGUACUGUAUCGUUAAUCAAGACGAAACCAAUAUGUGGAACGAAACCAGAGGCUAUCGCGUCAUUCCAGGAAAGUCCAACAUUCAUCUGUCAGUUCAAAAUUCACCAUUCUCUCUCAAGAACAGUGAGAUGGCCAAGCAUCAUCUAGCAGUGACUCGUCAGCAUGACAAUGAACCAUUUGCCAACUCGGUCCAAAAUGUCAAUCUGCCCUGGGCACCUCAGCAAGACUUCAGCAAGUUCUUCGAUGACGAAUCCAUUGUACAGGAGGAUCUUGUCCUUUGGUUCAACCUUGGCAUGCAUCACUUCGUUCGUGCAGAGGAUGUUCCUGUGACUUUGUACACAGAAGCUGUUUCCAGCAUUGUUUUCGCUCCUCAGAACUUCAACGACAGGGCUCAAGAUGGUGACCUCCUGAACCGGAGAUGGGUCACCUACAACGCGACCACGGACGAGAUCGCCUUCGAAGAUUACGGAGUGGAGCUGCCUAAUUGCCCAAUCGAAAUUACAGAGCCCGUCUCCGGCAUCAGUCCGACAGUCGAGGAGCUGGCAACCCAGACUGAGUGAUUUCCCCUCACUGAAGCAGUCUACCCAAACAGGACGGCCUCCAGCCCUCAAAAUCACGUUAAUUUUGCAUCCUACCGAGGUCAAAAGAUCCGGUGUUUUAUAAAAAUGAUCAUGAGAGCUCUAAAGCUCCUACACAGCUCAACGCCAAUAGACACGCCCGCAUACCCAUUAGAAUAGGUAGAUGUGCAACCGGG
This is a messenger RNA of Exophiala mesophila, 2567 nucleotides long. RefSeq lists its product as uncharacterized. The record is from RefSeq and is a predicted model, not a curated record. Gene Ontology annotation, cellular component: plasma membrane. Gene Ontology annotation, biological process: amine metabolic process. Lineage: Eukaryota; Fungi; Ascomycota; Eurotiomycetes; Chaetothyriales; Herpotrichiellaceae. Bases 1 to 2373 code for a protein of 790 amino acids. Gene Ontology annotation, molecular function: quinone binding; primary methylamine oxidase activity; copper ion binding. The transcript has 2 exons.